AUGUACCGGCUCGGUCAUGGAACCAGCCAGGACUACUCCAAUGCCAUAUACUGGUACCAGAAGGUGACCACGGAACUGUCCGAUAUUCUCGCGGCAGAUCCGCGACUGCCCUCGGCACAGCGGAACAAGACUUCGGUUGCCCGGUCCUUCAACAGCCUUGGGGCGAUGUACGCCUCUGGGUGGGGCGUGCAGAAAAACCGGAUCCUGGGACUGACUG
Molecule: messenger RNA, 217 nt
Organism: Symbiodinium pilosum
Lineage: Eukaryota; Dinophyceae; Suessiales; Symbiodiniaceae
Source: the annotation of a GenBank genome assembly